Penicillium lagena is the source of this 1074-nucleotide messenger RNA. RefSeq lists its product as uncharacterized. Lineage: Eukaryota; Fungi; Ascomycota; Eurotiomycetes; Eurotiales; Aspergillaceae. Bases 1 to 1074 code for a protein of 357 amino acids. The record is from RefSeq and is a predicted model, not a curated record. The transcript has a single exon.
AUGCCUCUCUUCCAUUUCGAGUCGCCGGCGCCGCCAAAGCUGGAUCUCUCCAGCACACCCGAAGCCUUCCAGGUGCCCAACUCGAUCUCCGCGACUUCCUCCCUCCACAACUCCAUCUCCGGUCGUAAACGACCUCGACCCGACACGGGGACUCUAGCUUCCCAUCUCCAACCCCCGACCGAGCUUGGCCGGUCCACGCCGCUGCUCCGCGAUCCGACUCAAACAAGCACAACAUCAACAACAGCAGCCGAUCACCAUUCCGCCGAGCUCGACUACCGUCAAAACAGAUACCGCGAAUCCUUCCUACCCCCUUCUCUUGAUGCCAGCGUGGAUUCCAUAGAGCCCAGCAGCAACAGCCGCAAACGCAGCCGGCGCGACUCGUCCGUCGCGUCCCCCAGUAUCGAUGGCUCGGUUCCCGCAACCCCUGUGGGCUGGGGCCGUACGGUGAUCAACGUCGUCGGCAAGGUCUUGGACUUGUGCUGGUCCGGUGCGUUCCGCGGGUUCUACGCAGGCGGCGGACGUGGCUACGAUAUGCCCGCCGGGCCGGGACAACAGCUCGAUCCCAGCGCGUGGCAGUCACCAUCUUCUGUCGAAAAUGACAACAUUUUCAGCUCGCACAACCAAGUCCAUUUGACUCCGGUCCCGGGCCAGUAUCCCGAGGAAGACAUCGACCGAAACUGGGUUGUCGUACCAACCGAGUCCAAGGAUCCAUUCAUCGACACCGGCAGUCCUUCUCUCCGCGCUCGCAGGGCUUACCAGGCCUCCAGUCCUCGUCGACGACCAGCACAGAUUCCGCGCCUCAACAAACGAGCCGCGUAUUCCUCCGGUGCACGCCCCUCCACACCAACCAGGAGCCCAACGAAGAAUCCAGGUCUGACAUCGCCUCGAUCCAAUAAUAGUCCAGGGUCCGCGGAAGUGCAGCGAUACGCGGCGCAGCUUCGCCGCAAAGAGCGCCAGGAAGAUGCCAGUAUCCGCCGGCUGAACAAGCAGUUGCAGAAUAUGAUCCGGGAAGGCAAAGAGGCGCUGGGGACGACGGUGAACGUGGGUGAUCUGGACAUGGAGGACUACGACUGA